UUCACCAACAAUUAAAAUUGACCUUCAACACAUCUUAUUAACAUAAGAAACCAUUUUUUCUUCUUCAUUCUUGUCAGAAGUUGAGUGAGUAACAACUAAAAAAAUGAAGCUGCUAGAUUGGAUGCACCGCAAGUUUCGAAAUGGAGAGCCAUUGAAAGAAUUUACUACAGGGAACCCAUGCAAUUGUUUAAUGGGCCAACCAUCACUUGAUGACUUUGACUACUAUCCAAAGUCAAACUAUUACACCAAACAGUCCAACAAAUCAAGAGAAAACCAGCUUCGAAGAUCGUUCGCGUGUCUAGAAGCCGUGAGUGCAGAUGACGAACAUAUGGAGGAAGAAUCCUCGGAAGCACUUUCUGAACUUUUUCAUGGAUUUCUAGCGAUAGGGACGCUUGGAAUGGAUCCGGUCACUAGUGAUCCAGCAACACCUACCUUUUCCACAUCAGUUGAAUACAUAAUGGAAAAGGAAACCGAAGCAACCGAAAAUGAGCUGCAGUUCUUCAACGAUGAGCUGGAAAAGGUGUUAAUCGCUGAAGGGAAAGAAGACGAUUCAUCUGGGCGAAACAGUUACGUUAGUAAUGGAAGAAGCAGCCACGGCAGUACGAUUACGCUUAGUGGGAAGCCUCUAGAAGCUUCUGAAAGCGAGUAUGGGUCGGUUGCGUGCCCGCUUCAGGGUUAUCUGUUUGGUUCAACUGUUGGGCUGCCUGAAACAACUAGUGGAAAGAAGGAACAUAGGACAUCACUUGGGGAGUUGUUUCAGAAAACUAAAUUGGCUGAAGAAAAUAAUGGGAAUAAAUGCAACAGGGUUGAGAAAAUGAAGGAGAAAGAUAAAGAAACUGAAAAGUCUGCUGUCCACCUAAUGAAAAAGAUACUUAAAGGAAAAAAGGCCUCUGGAGGAACCAUUGAUACUGCUUCAGCUGAUAAGAAACUGAAUAAGAUCCUACAUAUAUUCCAUAGAAAAGUCCAUCCAGAAAACACACCAAAAUCUCAAAACCGUUCCAGGUUUGCGAUGAGCUGCACCUCCGUGAACGACGAUGGGUAUAAAAAAAGAAACCAAAUGCAUUCUGGGGAAGACAUCCCUAUGUUUCCUCAGGAUAUUUCUAAAAAGACUGCAAACAACACAAAAGGCAACAUGACAUGUGGUGCCAGUGAUUCAAAUGGGAAUAGAGAAUGCUGGAUCAAAUCUGAUGCAGACUACUUGGUGUUGGAACUAUAGAAGACAAACAAAGUAUGGGAUGAUGCUGCACUUGGUUGAAUAUGCCAGGAAGAAGUAUGAUAUGAACUCAUCGUGUGAUGAAAAUGUUUCGAGUCUUGUAAGAUAGAAUGCUUGUGAUAAUAAGUAAAUGUCCCUUUUUGUUUUCAAGUACUUUAAUAUGUAAUGCUUGUAUGCUUUCAGAAGAUCUUGAACUAAUAUCAUAUAUACUGUACUAAUGCU
This is a messenger RNA of Helianthus annuus (common sunflower), 1435 nucleotides long. Its product is annotated as protein LAZY 1. The coding region runs from base 104 to 1216 and encodes 370 amino acids. Gene Ontology annotation, biological process: gravitropism; regulation of auxin polar transport. The transcript is spliced from 5 exons. The record is from RefSeq and is a predicted model, not a curated record. NCBI's taxonomy places the organism in Eukaryota, Viridiplantae, Streptophyta, Magnoliopsida, Asterales, Asteraceae.